UCGGCGCUUUUCUCUAGGUGAUUACAAGCACUGAUAAUCAUAUAAAGCAAAUAUAGAGAUAGUGAAAUGGCAGAAUAAAGAAUAUGUCCGCUGAGCUAGCAGACUGCAGAACAUGGGGAGUCUUCCAGAAGAGGUGAUGGUCAAUAACACUCAGAACUGCAGCAUUGAUCAUAGCAUACAUCAGAUGUUAUCACCCGUGAUAUAUAUACUUGUCUUUGUAGUAGGACUCCCAGCCAAUUGUCUCUCAUUGUACUAUGCCUACUUGCAAGUUAAGGUCAAGAAUGAACUAGGAAUAUACCUUUGCAAUCUAACCAUAGCAGAUCUACUUUACAUUUUCUCUCUACCUUUUUGGCUGCAGUAUGUUUUGCAGCAUGACAACUGGACUUACAAUGAACUCUUAUGCAAAAUUUGUGGCAUCCUCCUUUAUGAAAACAUUUAUAUCAGUGUGGGUUUUCUCUGCUGUAUCUCCAUUGACCGUUACCUUGCCGUGGUGCAUCCUUUUCGUUUCCAACAGUGUCGUACAAUGAAGGCUGCUGUGGUGGUGAGCACUGUCAUCUGGACUAAAGAAAUUGUGACUUGUUGGCUGGUUUUUAGACAUGGAGAAGUGAGUAAAGACUCGGAGAGCCAUGUGGUGUGCUUUGAGCAUUAUCCCAUAAAAUACUGGGAACAUAACAUAAACUUUUACCGUUUUACAGCUGGUUUCCUAUUUCCAUUUUGCCUCCUUUUUUUUUCCUACUAUGGAAUUCUACGUGUUGUCCGGAAGAGUCACGGUACUCAGAAAAAGAGGAAAAUUCAAAUUAAACGCCUCGUUUCAAGCACAAUCUUAAUUUUCUUAAUUUGCUUUGGACCAUAUCAUGUUCUUUUGUUAAUACGCAGCCUAUUUGAGAACAGCUGUGAAUUUGCUGUCAGAAUCUUUAACAUCUAUCAUAUUUCUCUUUUGUUGACUACUUUUAAUUGUGUUGCAGAUCCCAUACUAUAUUGCUUUUCAAGUGAAAAUACCUACCAGGAUUUUGCCAAAAUAGGAGGAUCUUGUUUAAAAUGCCUAAGAUGUAUUCCAACAGAAAACAAUGAAUCCUAUCCAUUAAAUACUCCAGAAACCAUGAAAAAAGACAGUGAACAAACUGAUCUGAACACAGGAUGUAUUAAAUGAAGUCUAUGUUAUUCUUAAAAUAGAAGAAAUAUGAACUGAGUCUUUCUCACCCAAAUAGUGAUAUAAUCUCUCCAUGUGUGGAUUUGCUCACUUCACUUUUUUACAUCUAAGUGUAGAUAUGAGAAUCAUUACAGCCUGUAAAAUGGUUCAUAAUUUAAAAAUACAGUUAAAUCUGCUAUACCAGCAUUCUUUCCAGGUGGGGAAUUCCUUGCUUCCUUUAAAAAAAUCAGCUUCAUUCAAUUAAGAACUUCACCCCAAUGUGUUAGUUAUGCAAACUAUAUUAACUUUGAAGUUUAUAAGCUAUUCAGAUGCAUACUCUUUGGAUAAAAAUAAUAUUCUAGAUUUAAAUACUGUAUUCUUGGAAAGUAGAUGUCAAAACAUAUUUUUAUAAUCACGUGUUAAGUCUAGCAACUAGAGUGUGUCAUAAGGUCUGAAAUUAUUUAAAUCCCUUCUACUAUAUGAGGUAAACAUUUACAUGGUUCACACAUUGUGCUAAGCAACUGGUAUGUUUUCAAAAACUAGCCAUACCAAUUUUUAUUCCAGCAUCUUGUGAAAACCUAGCUUAUGCGGUUGGUUUAUAGUUAGGAGUGUCAUGCAAAUCACACAACUAGGUUAAUUUUUAAUAAUCCACAACUGAGUCAAUUAUUAGUAGCCUAAUAUAAACAUAAUACAGUGUAUUUGAUUUCAGCUCAGUAUAUUGUAUGAAUAUACAUACAAUACUGUGGUUUAUUCCUGACCAAUACUGGAACUCAGUCAACUGAAGCUUAUUUAAAAACUACCUUAAACAAACAAUGCCGUAGCAAGAUAUG
Messenger RNA from Protobothrops mucrosquamatus (brown spotted pit viper), 1959 nucleotides. RefSeq names its product G protein-coupled receptor 68 (gene GPR68). The transcript has 2 exons. Gene Ontology annotation, cellular component: membrane. Gene Ontology annotation, molecular function: G protein-coupled receptor activity. The record is from RefSeq and is a predicted model, not a curated record. Gene Ontology annotation, biological process: G protein-coupled receptor signaling pathway; cellular response to pH. Lineage: Eukaryota; Metazoa; Chordata; Lepidosauria; Squamata; Viperidae. Bases 113 to 1150 code for a protein of 345 amino acids.